This is a messenger RNA of Lathyrus sativus (Indian pea), 1269 nucleotides long. NCBI's taxonomy places the organism in Eukaryota, Viridiplantae, Streptophyta, Magnoliopsida, Fabales, Fabaceae. The record is from the annotation of a GenBank genome assembly.
AUGGCAGCAAAGCGCGUGUACCAAGUUUGGAAAGGAAGUAAUAAAUUCAUAUUUGGAGGGAGAUUGGCAUUUGGACCUGAUGCCAGAUCCCUAGUUAUCACUUUUUCGCUGAUUAUUGUUCCAGUGAUCAUCUUUUGUGCAUUUGUAGCAAGGCAUCUUCGGCAUGAGUUUUCUUCAUAUUAUUCAGGAUAUGCUAUUUUAGUAGCUGCAAUUCUCUUUACUAUCCAUGUCCUGGUGCUCCUCGGUCUUACUUCCGCACGCGAUCCAGGUAUUAUUCCAAGGAAUUCACAUCCACCAGAAGAAGAGUUUCGAUAUGAGUCUUCCGGGGUAGCCGGACAACAAACGCCAACUCUUCAGUUCCCACGAACAAAAGAAGUAAUGGUCAAUGGCCGUCCUAUAAAGGUGAAAUAUUGUGAAACUUGUAUGCUGUAUCGUCCUCCUCGUUGCUCGCAUUGCUCCAUAUGCAACAACUGUGUUGAGCGUUUCGAUCACCAUUGCCCUUGGGUGGGCCAAUGCAUUGGACUGAGGAACUAUCGUUACUUCUUUCUGUUUGUUUCUUCCGCAACGAUUCUGUGUGUCUAUGUGUUUUCUCUCUCGGCUUAUUACAUCAAGAUUCUGAUGGAUAAUAAUAACAAUGGUACAGUGUGGAAGGCGAUAAAAGAAUCUCCUGCAUCCGUGAUAUUAAUGGCAUAUUGUUUCAUCUCUCUAUGGUUUGUUGGUGGACUAACCGGUUUUCACUUGUACCUUAUAGGCUCAAACCAGACAACCUAUGAAAACUUCCGGCACAGAGCUGAUGGAAGGAUCAAUGUUUUUAAUCGAGGUUGUUUAAAUAAUUUUAUGGAAGUGUUUUGCACAGAAAUAAAGCCCUCUAGGAACAAUUUCCGGGCUUUUGUUCAAGAGGAGGUGCAAAGGCCACUGACUCCAGUCUUUGCCCGGGGACAUGAACAAGGCGAUUUGAGUGGUGAUCGUCGUCCUAAAGUUGAACAUGAUCUAGAUAUCGGCGAAGAUCUAUUGAAGAUAUCACAGCGUAGGAAUAUUGAAGAGCUCGACGAGGACAUUCAGAGUAGAGGGAGCAAUGGCGCACCCCAUAUUACAGCUGAUCCCGAUUCAAUUUUGUCAUCAGAUCAUCGAGCGACCACAAUACGAUCUGAUGCUAGGCACUCGAGUUGGGAAAGAAGUGGAAACUGGGAAAUCGCACAAGAUGUCUUUGCGAAUUCAAAUGUCACAGAAAGCAGACAGCAUGUCACAUCAAAGGAAAUGCGCCAAUGA